Molecule: messenger RNA, 1563 nt
Organism: Rotaria sordida
Lineage: Eukaryota; Metazoa; Rotifera; Eurotatoria; Philodinida; Philodinidae
Source: the annotation of a GenBank genome assembly
AUGAAUGUACUUAAUCUACCAGAUGAAAUAUUAAUUGCCAUUUUCAAUAAACUCGAUAGUGUUGAUAUACUCUAUUCAUUGGUAAAUGUUAAUCAACGAUUUUAUCGAUUAGCACUCGAUGCUUUCGUUAUUGGCCAUCUUGAUUUUGUGAUAAAACGAAAUGAUAUUCAAAAUUCUUCAAUAGAUACUCAAAUUCUCGAUAGAAUUUGUUCGAAAAUCUUACCUCGAAUUAACGAAAAAGUAAACAAAUUGACUGUUGAUCAAUAUUCUAUGGAAUGUAUUCCUAGUACUAUUGAUUAUCCUCAAUUACAUUCAUUAUCGUUGGUCAAUUAUCAAUCAAAUAUACUUUUACAACAUUUAAAAGGUAAUACCAUAUUUCGUCUUCGUAAUCAAAUUACAAAUCUCACUAUCAAGAUUGAUUCUGAGGAUACAGAAAUACCUAAUCAUAAUCAAGUAAAUAUAUUUAUAUUGGUACUAUUGUUGAGUAGAAAUUUAAAAAAUUUAACUUUUUUUCGACAAUGCUCAACACAAUAUCUAACAAUUUGGUAUUCAAACAUAUCAUAUAAAGGUUCUUUAUCUUCAACUCUUACUAAAUUAACAAUAAAUGUUAAUACUUUUAAUGAUUGUCUUUAUCUUCUUAAUGGAUCUCUCCAGUCUUUAUCAACAUUGAUUAUUCGUAUUAAGAAAAUUAAUCGUUCAUCAUCAAUAAUAGAUAAUACAAAAAAACUUGUCAAUUUGAAAUGUUUCUCAUUAGUAACGGAUCUGUAUACAUGGUUUUAUGAUGAAGAAGUUGUUCCAUUACUUUCUCGAAUGUUAAAUCUUGAAGAAUUAACGCUAUUUAUAUUAGUUAUAAGAACUAACACAAUUUAUAUCGACGGAAAUCAAUUAUAUGAUAAAGUUCUUAAUUAUAUGCCACGACUAAACAAAUUUAUAUUCAGCAUACAUACUCGUAUAAUGAAUGAUUAUUAUAAAACAAUAACUUCACUUCCAUCAAAAUCAGAUAUUCGGAAUAGUUUCAUUAAAAGAGGAAUUCAAUCAAUUGGUAUUUGUGCUGAUGACAAACUCAUUAAUGAUAGAGCCAAUUGUUAUGUUUAUUCACUUCCAUAUCAAUUUCAAGAAUUCUUAUUUAUGAGUAACUGUUUUCAAGGUGGAAAUUUCGAUAACGUUCGAUUAUUAUCAAUGUACGAUGUACGUCCAUUUGAACAUGAGUUAUUUAAAAUAAUUGCUCAAGAUUUUCCUUUUCUUCAACAAUUAUCCAUAUAUAAUGAUAAUUCACAAAAAAAUAAGCAACAUCAUUUAUCUACAUUGAUUACAUUUAGUUAUUUGUAUAAACUAAAUCUUUUUUGUGCACACCAUAACUAUGCCAUACAAUUUCUUUCAGAGAAUAACACUCGUUUACCAUGUUUGACAAAUCUUAUCAUUAUGUACGAAACAUUAAGAACUAUAACACAUGAUUUUACAAAUGAUGUGACACGUAGAAAUUGUACUAAAAUAAUAUCUCUAAUUACACAUGAACCGCUUGUUGGUUCACAAAACUUUUAUUCAUAUUUUCCUUCCCUGUAA